Molecule: messenger RNA, 3836 nt
Organism: Microtus oregoni (creeping vole)
Lineage: Eukaryota; Metazoa; Chordata; Mammalia; Rodentia; Cricetidae
Product: histone lysine demethylase PHF8-like
Exons: 22
Coding region: 167-3232 (1021 amino acids)
Biological process (GO): regulation of transcription by RNA polymerase II; protein demethylation
Molecular function (GO): transcription coregulator activity; histone demethylase activity
Source: RefSeq, a predicted model, not a curated record
GCUCGCGCUGGGGGCGGGAAGAGCUUUCCUGUCAGUCGGGGAGGCGCAGAGAGAAGAUCCUCCCGCCUUCUAGGCUAGGCGCUUGGCAAAGCGCUCCUUGCUGCCUUCUGACCCUCGCAAAGGCCCAAAGCUGGCCCGCCGCAAAGCGACCCACCCCCCUGUGAAGAUGGCCUCGGUGCCGGUGUAUUGCCUCUGUCGGUUGCCUUAUGAUGUGACCCGAUUCAUGAUCGAGUGUGACAUGUGUCAGGACUGGUUUCACGGCAGUUGUGUUGGUGUUGAGGAGGAGAAAGCUGCUGAUAUCGACCUAUACCAUUGCCCCAACUGUGAGGUCUUACAUGGACCCUCCAUUAUGAAGAAACGCCGUGUGUCUUCCAAAGGGCAUGAUACUCACAAGGGAAAACCAGUGAAGACUGGGAGCUCUAUGUUUAUUCGAGAACUCCGGGGUAGGACUUUCGACAGCUCAGAUGAAGUGAUUCUGAAGCCCACAGGAAGUCAGCUAACGGUGGAAUUCCUGGAAGAGAAUAGUUUCAGUGUGCCUAUCCUCGUCUUGAAGAAGGAUGGAUUGGGGAUGACGCUGCCCUCUCCAUCAUUCACUGUGAGGGAUGUGGAACACUAUGUUGGUUCUGACAAAGAGAUUGAUGUGAUUGAUGUGGCCCGUCAGGCUGACUGCAAGAUGAAACUCGGUGAUUUUGUGAAAUAUUACUACAGUGGAAAGAGGGAAAAAGUCCUCAAUGUCAUUAGUUUGGAAUUCUCUGAUACCAGGCUCUCAAACCUUGUGGAAACACCCAAGAUUGUUCGCAAGUUGUCAUGGGUGGAGAACUUGUGGCCAGAGGAAAGUGUGUUUGAGAGACCCAAUGUGCAGAAGUACUGCCUCAUUAGUGUGCGGGAUAGCUAUACAGAUUUUCACAUUGACUUUGGUGGCACCUCAGUCUGGUACCAUGUGCUUAAGGGUGAGAAGAUCUUCUACCUGAUCCGCCCCACAAAUGCUAAUCUGACUCUCUUUGAGUGUUGGAGCAGUUCCUCUAAUCAGAACGAGAUGUUUUUUGGUGACCAGGUGGAAAAGUGCUACAAGUGUUCUGUGAAGCAAGGACAAACACUUUUCAUUCCUACAGGAUGGAUUCAUGCCGUGCUGACCCCUGUGGACUGCCUAGCCUUUGGAGGGAACUUCUUACACAGCCUUAACAUCGAAAUGCAGCUCAAAGCCUAUGAGAUUGAGAAGCGGCUGAGCACAGCAGACCUCUUCAAGUUUCCCAACUUUGAGACUAUCUGCUGGUAUGUGGGAAAACAUAUUCUGGACAUCUUUCGAGGUUUGCGAGAGAACAGGAGACACCCUGCCUCCUACUUGGUCCAUGGUGGUAAAGCUCUGAACUUGGCCUUUAGAGCCUGGACAAGGAAAGAAACUCUACCAGACCAUGAGGAUGAAAUCCCGGAGACAGUGCGGACUGUGCAGCUCAUUAAAGAUCUGGCUAGGGAGAUCCGCUUGGUUGAAGACAUCUUCCAACAGAACGUUGGGAAGACGAGCAAUAUCUUUGGGCUGCAGAGGAUCUUCCCAGCUGGCUCCAUCCCCUUAACCAGGCCAGCCCAUUCCACUUCAGUAUCCAUGUCCAGGCUGUCACUGCCUUCCAAAAGUGGUUCAAAGAAGAAAGGCCUGAAGUCCAAGAAUAUCUUCAAGAAGGCAGAGCGAAAGGGCAAGGAGAGUUCAGCCUUGGGGCCUGCUGGCCAGUUGAGCUAUAAUCUCAUGGACCCAUACAGUCAUCAGGCACUGAAGACAGGCUCUUCCCAGAAAGCAAAGUUCAACAUCACGGGUACCUGCUUGAAUGAAUCAGAUGACUCACCAGACAUGGACCUUGAUGGCAGUGAGAACCCACUGGCCCUGUUGAUGGCCAAUGGCAGUACCAAGAGGGUAAAGAGCAUAUCCAAGUCUCGGAGAGCCAAAAUUGCAAAGAAGGUAGACAGUGCAAGGCUGGUAGCAGGACAAGUCAUGGGAGGUGAAUUUAACUUGGAUUCAGAUGAUGAGCUGCAGAUUGAUGAGAGACUGGGAAAGGAAAAGGCGAGCCUGAUCAUAAGAUCAAAAUUUCCCCGGAAGUUGCCCCGAGCAAAGCCUUGCUCUGACCCCAACCGUAUUCGUGAACCUGGAGAAGUUGAGUUUGACAUUGAGGAGGACUAUACAACAGAUGAGGACAUGGUGGAAGGGGUUGACAGCAAGCUUGGGAAUGGGAGUGGAGCUGGUGGAAUUCUUGAUCUACUUAAGGCCAGCAGGCAGGUGGGGGGACCUGACUAUGCUGCCCUCACUGAGGCCCCAGCCUCCCCCAGCACUCAAGAGGCCAUCCAGGGCAUGUUGUGUAUGGCCAACCUGCAGUCCUCAUCAUCCUCACCAGCUACCUCCAGCCUGCAGGCUUGGUGGACCGGGGGGCAAGACCGAAGCAGUGGGAGCUCCAGCAGUGGGCUGGGCACUGCAUCUAACAGUCCCGCUUCCCAGCGUACCCCAGGGAAGCGGCCCAUCAAGAGGCCAGCAUACUGGAGAAACGAAAGCGAGGAGGAAGAGAAUGCCAGUCUCGAUGAGCAAGACAGCUUGGGAGCAUGCUUCAAGGAUGCUGAGUAUAUCUAUCCAUCCCUGGAGUCUGAUGAUGAUGACCCUGCUCUGAAAUCUCGACCCAAAAAAAAGAAGAAUUCAGAUGAUGCUCCAUGGAGUCCUAAAGCCCGUGUGACUCCAACUCUGCCCAAGCAGGACCGUCCAGUUCGUGAGGGGACCCGGGUUGCCUCCAUUGAGACAGGUUUGGCUGCAGCAGCUGCAAAGCUUGCCCAGCAGGAGCUGCAAAAGGCCCAAAAGAAGAAAUCUAUCAAGAAGAAGCCUUUGAUGAAGGAGGCAGAGCAGCCUCGCCCUCAAGAUUCCAAUGUUGUUGUGACAGUGUCUGCACCCACCCUGGCUACUAUGCCCCAACCUCUCACCUCCUCACCCCAGCCACCUCCUGAGCCUAAACAAGAGGCUCUGUCAGGAAGUCUUGCUGACCAUGAGUACACUGCUCGCCCCAACGCCUUUGGCAUGGCUCAGGCAAAUCGAAGCACCACACCCAUGGCCCCUGGAGUCUUCCUGACCCAGAGGCGUCCUUCAGUUGGCUCCCAGAGCAAUCAGGCAGGACAAGGAAAGCGUCCUAAAAAGGGCCUGGCCACAGCAAAGCAGAGACUCGGCCGCAUCCUGAAAAUCCACAGAAACGGCAAGUUACUUCUGUGAGCCAAGCCCCGUCGUGUCCUACUUCACCCCUUUCACCCCCAUUGCCUUCUUCGUUGUCAACUCGGGGCACUUCUGGAUCCUAUGAGCCCCGGACAAGGUGCAUUGUCCUGCUUCAUUGGGACUGACCAAAGGCAUGGACUAUCCCCAACUUCCUUUCUCACUUCUGCUAUGAGUAUCCUGCCUUCCUUUUCCAUACCCAUGAAUAGCAGCAAGUAAAUGGGAGAGGUUUCUAACUGACAAGAAUCUUUUCCUGCUCCUCCCACAUAAUUUCCCUUCCUAUUGGAAUUGGAAUGUAUGAUGAGGAGCAGCAUAAAGGAAGUCUGGGCCCUUCAGUUUCCCUGCCAUGAAAUGCUCAACAUUUGCUCCAACUCCAGCCCUGUCUCUAAGCCCGCCCACCUCCACCCAUUUUUUCCUACCCCUUCCUCCCAAUCCAGUAGGUAUGCCCUACCUUCAGUCUUGUUUCUGAAAGAAGGUUGUGGUCUUUAUCUCCUUUUGCCUCUUUUCAUGAGGAAAAUGGAGAGGACCUUUAUUGCCCUAUUAUGGGCCAUCUCCAGAUCUGGCCUAGAAAAGCUGACUUUAUCAGUCUUUGGGGAAAAAAAGGAGA